UUCAGUUCAAGGAAUUUGUUGGCAGAAGUAUAUGCAAACAUGGUGCCUAUUUCCUCCCCUCUGACACCAGUCAUGGGAGAUGGUGGAAAACAGAAAAAAAGGACUGUGGCUUCUAAACCCUUGAGGGUACAGGCUGUUAAGAAGGAUAUCAGACAGAGUCCCAAGAAGGUCAAUCUGGUGGCCAGACUGGUUCGUGGAAUGCAGGUCGAAGAUGCCCUUUUGCAGCUGCAAGUAACUGUAAAAAGAGCUGCAAAGACAGUCUAUCAGGUAAUCCACUCAGCCCGUGCCAAUGCAGCGCAUAAUCAUGGAUUGGACCCUGAUCGUCUCAUUGUUGAUGAAGCCUUUGUUGGAAAAGGGGUUUAUCUGAAGAGGCUGUCAUACCAUGCCAAAGGGAGGAGCGGGAUCAUGGUGAGACCCAAAUGCCGGCUGACAGUGGUGGUGAGGGAGAUCACUCCUGAAGAGGAGGCAAAGAUCGCUAAGCUGAGGGUCAGCAACUUCAAGAAGUUGACAAGGCAGGAGAGGCAGCUUGUUCCUCAUCAGCUUAUUGAGACCACACCAAGGUGGGGCCGGAAACGGAAGGAGGCUGGGACAGCUUGAACAUCCAUUGUGUUGUCUUCUUUUGGUUUGCUUGCGAAAGUCAUUGCCUGUUUUGGUGGGGAACAUUGGAAAUUUUGAAAGAUCAACAAACCUCUGUACAAGCAACUUGGAUUUAGUGACAACCUAGCGGCCCUUGUUAUGCCGAACUUUUUGCAUCACCAUGUCUUUAAUUCUGAAUAGAUCGUCACGAAGUCAAAUUAUACAAGGUUUCGACUUCAAUAUCUUUAUAUAGUUGAUGUCAUGAAUUUGUUGUUUCCACGCUUCGUCACAGACUGUUGUUGCACUGUUCCCUUAAUGCCAUUAACCCAGUUGAUAAA
This is a messenger RNA of Phoenix dactylifera (date palm), 914 nucleotides long. The record is from RefSeq and is a predicted model, not a curated record. NCBI's taxonomy places the organism in Eukaryota, Viridiplantae, Streptophyta, Magnoliopsida, Arecales, Arecaceae.